GUUGUGAUAUUAGCAUUUAACGUUUUUGAAACGGAACCAACACCAAAUUUGAAGGUUGGAACAAUCUAUGUUGCGUAAAUCGAAGUAGCGUAAAAAGCGUACCGAUUAUAUAAGCACCGUAAAUUUUAUUACCAAAGGAAAAUGAGUUAAUUUUAAAAAUCGUUCGGCGAGCGUUCCCUUUGGGCCACGGUGUUCCGUAAAUCCAAUUGUAACGAUUUGAAUUUCUCAACAAGUAUAGGUAGUAUAAUAAUUAACGGCGAAGUACCCAUUCAACGUUGAAACAAUAGAAUUUUCCAAUACCUGUGCUUCCAACGAAUUAAGCGGGUAAUUUCGCUUUCUAUUAUUAAAUUUAUCCAAUAACGCACGUCGCCUCAUUAUCCGUAGUAUGUUUCGUGGCAAAAACGAUUAAUUGUUUAUUGCCUGAUACGCGGGAAUGUUAUAAAAUGCGAAAUCCGAGCAGCGCAUUCUUUCGCUUUAUUACUUUUUAAUAAUUGGAAUAAGUAGAUCAAACCACGACUCCCACAUUUCUAGUGUCUAUCGCCUGCAUGCGGUGACAGAGCAGCGACCCUGUCUUAUUGCACAACACCUUUCUCCAUACUCAACGUAUGAAAGUUCUUCUAACCGAGAGUAGGGCAUACAAACAUAUAAAUACCGGUAAUUACUUUAUCAAUCAUCUGUAACAGGCCAGUCAUUGUGGGUGUAAAAUGAGAACAGUGCUUUUGUGUGGUGUGCUUUUAGUGAAAUGGGUUACGGCGCUGCCAAUCUCGCAGCCCGUCCUCCAGAGCCCUUAUGUGAACGCGCAGCAAGUGCAAGCCAUACAGUUUGUACCUAGGCUAGCGGCGCAACCCCAAAUACAGUACGUGCAGCAGCAGCAGCAGGCACUGCAACAGUCGGAUUCUGGAGAGAUUUAUGGGGGGUUGUCGCACAGGCCGUCCUCACCACCACCUCCGCCGCCACCACCCCCAAGCCCACCGGCGCAAAUUCAACAGCUUCUAUUACCCAGUGCCGUCGAUCGACAGGUACAGCAGGCGGCCGCUUACGUAGCCGGGCCCCAUUAUGCGCAACAAGUUCAGAACGUACAACUGCAGGGUCUGGCAAAUCAGGCACAAGACAUAGCGCAAAGAAGAGCUCACCUCACCGCUUUGAGAUUGAGACAAUUCCAGCCGCAACUUGCGCAGCAGCAAACGCAAGCUAAGCUCUUGGAUAACCGACCUCAACCUCAGGAGGUUCAAGCUCAGCCACAAGCUCCGGAGGAUUAUGAUCCGAAUCCUUCGUACCAAUUUGGUUUCGAUGUCAAGGACGAUUACUACACGAACUAUCAAAACCGCAAAGAGCAAAGAGACGGCAAUAAGAUAUCCGGAAGUUAUUCCGUCGUUGAUGCCGAUGGCUUCCUGAGAACUGUUACGUAUACGGCUGAUCCUAAGGAAGGUUUCAAAGCCGAGGUCAACAGGCAGCCAACUAACAUCGUGGUCAAAUUUCCCAAGCCGUUACAAGCGCAACCCAAACAGCAAUACCUACAGGAGAACGAGCCGCAAUACGGGGGACAAAGUCCACGGCUGAUCUACCAGCAGUACCAGCAAUAAGAUCCGAAAUAGAAAUCUAGUUAAUUGUAAUAUUUUGAUAUAAAAAGUUUGCGAAAUAAAAGCGAACGUUUUUUUUCCUAAA
Molecule: messenger RNA, 1665 nt
Organism: Photinus pyralis (common eastern firefly)
Lineage: Eukaryota; Metazoa; Arthropoda; Insecta; Coleoptera; Lampyridae
Gene: Cpr66D
Product: mediator of RNA polymerase II transcription subunit 15
Exons: 5
Coding region: 705-1583 (292 amino acids)
Cellular component (GO): extracellular matrix
Source: RefSeq, a predicted model, not a curated record